Messenger RNA from Baudoinia panamericana UAMH 10762, 1996 nucleotides. RefSeq lists its product as uncharacterized. Gene Ontology annotation, cellular component: endoplasmic reticulum; membrane. The transcript has a single exon. Bases 91 to 1797 code for a protein of 568 amino acids. Lineage: Eukaryota; Fungi; Ascomycota; Dothideomycetes; Mycosphaerellales; Teratosphaeriaceae. Gene Ontology annotation, molecular function: long-chain fatty acid-CoA ligase activity. The record is from RefSeq and is a predicted model, not a curated record.
UGUCCACCAAAAGUGAAUGCUUCGCUCGCGCAACAAGGUGUGAGAGCUGUAACUGGGAGGGUGUAGACAUGGGCAACUGAACGACCCAGCAUGUCGAAUUACCUCGAGCAGACUGAUGCCUUGCUCGCGUCCUUCCUGUCGGACUGGGGGUUCCUAACUACCAUCCUCGCUGUGGUGAUAGCAGGCUUACUAGCGUACCCAUUCUUGUUCGCAGAAGAACCGGACACACAUCCUUUACUGCUAGCACGUCAGUCGUCGUCAGCUCCAGUCAGGAACAAGAAUGAAAGUGCCGCUUACCGUAGCCCGGAAGUUCCGUACGGCACGAGUCUGAAGUCCGGCCUGAACGUACGGGAUGCCGGAGCGCCGCGGUGGGCAAGUGGGAAGGACGGGGACCUUCGAGACGUGUGGCGGGAGGUGCUUAGGGGAGGCAGUGUAGGGGACGAUGGCAAAGAGGUUCCAAAGGGCUUGGUUAUGACCGUGCUUGGUCGGGAAGAGCUCGUUGAGCACGACAUUACCGAUCUGAGCCGAGAGAUUGGCAUUAUUGGGCGACAUCUCAAACAAGCCGGUGUCAAGAGUGUUGCGAUCUACCUACCGAACGGGCCUGAGUACCUCCUGACGAUCUUCUCAUGCGCAUUCUAUGGAUUGACGUCCGUUUUGCUGCCGUACAACCAACCGCAUCCGAAGGUCUUCGAGCUAAUCAAUUCAGCGGGUGCUGAUGCGCUGAUUUGUGCAGCGGGCAAUUUGCCGCUCGACGGUGUUGCAAAAGAAUGCAGGCGCCUGAAGUUGUUGACUUGGGUAGUUGAAAAGACCAGCAGGCAUAUGGACUGGAACGGUGUGCCAGGGGCUGCUGAGGGUCGCCUAAAAGUGAGUGUGUGGCAUGAUUUGGUCGACAACCAGAAAGCCAAUGCGAGCGCCGAUCUUCCAAGCAACGAUCACGGCGAUAAGCCUGGAGACGUAGUCGCUGUUUGGCAACCCACCAAUCCGGCAGCCAAGCCCGAGAUCGUAACCUUUACGCAACGUAAUAUCGUCGCCGCUACCGCAGCACUCAUUACCGCAUUACCACUUAGGCAGCGCUUCACGUCUGCCGACCUCGUGGUCCCAGCGGACAGCUUUACACACACCUACGUGCUGUGCCAGACAUUCGCAGCGUUGUACACCCAUGCUUCGCUAGCCAUUACCUCUGUAGCCAGCUCUGGCGUUGAACUAUCCACUGCGAGUCGGUUAGUCAGCCCGACUGUCAUCAUUGCAUCGGCAGAAACGCUGGCCGGUCUUCAUACCAAGGAGACACAAGGUGUCACGACACUAGCGCAGAAGGUGGGCAAGUACUCUCACUCGCAAGCGAUGGAGGCAGGUCGCAUGCCUACCGACAACUUGCUCUUCCAGCUUUUAGCGCCUCCAUCAAGCUCAGCCGGCAAUACGCCAGGGAAGCUGCGCUUAAUCCUGACCUCAGAACGUCUUGGUGCCGGUAGCCCUGUGCUUACGUCAACGAUGGUCUCAGACCUAAGGAUUCUGACUAGAUCACGAAUAUGCUACGCUCUGACGGCUGCGCAGGUUGCUGGCGCCAUUGCACAAACCAAUGUCUUCGACUAUCGAAGGGUAGAUGGGUCUGCAAAUAGCCAUUUCGGCGUCCCGUUAAGUAGUGUGGAGAUCAGGCUAGCUUCGAAAGCUGAUGGAGAAGUUGCGGGACCGGAGCCGAAAGGUGAGAUGAUUGUGUCAGGUCCUGCAGUCAGUGGAGGCCAAGUUAGACUUGGAGUGCGAGGCAUGAUCAGGGAAGACGGCACGGUUGCGUAUGCGUAGACCGAAAUCCUGCGCCCGCUUGCGCGUGGGCCUUCGCGCAUCUUUGAAGCAGAUAAGCAGCGUGGACACAACCAUAUGAGUGUCUCAAUACAAUGUCUCUGCGAACCAUUGAGAAAGGCACUGUUGCUGUUAAAGUAGCCGAGCGUUGAUUGGCCGGCUCCGACGCCACAUCAAACAACGCGCCUUUCGUGCUUUCGCG